Xenopus laevis (African clawed frog) is the source of this 770-nucleotide messenger RNA. It is a transcript of the gene dm-w.L, whose product is annotated as DM-W. The record is from RefSeq and is marked provisional. Bases 56 to 640 code for a protein of 194 amino acids. The transcript is spliced from 4 exons. NCBI's taxonomy places the organism in Eukaryota, Metazoa, Chordata, Amphibia, Anura, Pipidae.
AAGCACAGAAGUUUGAAGCUGGACUGCAGUAACUGCAUUUCUUUAUAUACAGAGAAUGCAAAACAAUGAGGAACCAUAUAACACCGGGCAGUACCCAUCAGGACCUCAUGGAAAGAAAUCUCCACGGUUACAUAAGUGUGCCCGAUGCAGAAAUCAUGGAUAUGCCACUCCUCUGAAGGGACAUAAGCGCUUCUGUAUCUGGAGGGAUUGCCAGUGCCAAAAGUGCAGCCUAAUAACGGAGAGACAACGGGUUAUUGCGGCACAGGUUGCAUUGCAAAGACAGCAAGCUCAGGAAGAGGAGCUAGGAAUAUACCAUCCUAUUCCUUUGCCCAUUGCAGCUGUGAUAAAAAGGGAGCAUGGUGGUAGCAGCUCUCAAUUGAUGCUGGAAAGCAGUUCCACACAGACAACCAGCACACCCACUUCAGCUGAAUGGAUCAAGGAAGAAGAGGUGGCUAAACCUGCUGCAGGUCUUUUCGCACCUCCACCAUCAUCUGAAGAGAUGGGCAUGACACUGGCAGCAGUUGGAGCUGCUGAUGCUGCAACACAGACUGAUCAGCCAGGCCACCUCUUCAAUAUGAUGUCUGCGAUGAUCCAGCAGCUCAUGGACAUGAGCUGGGAACUCCAACAAGGAUGGAUUUAAUUAAUAGUUUGAGGGAUAACACUCCUCGUCUAGUAGUCUUUUAGUUGUAUGCACUAUUGUGCCCUAUGUUGUAUGCACUGAUGUGCCUUAUCUUUUUUUUUCUAUAGUAAAAAAUCUGUUCAAACCUGUA